GGGUAUACUUUUAAUCGCUAUUAUCGAUAUUGCAAUAUGUUGCUUUGGAAUUUUCGAUUCAAAAAGACUACAGCUUAUGGACAUUAAUCCAUUAGCACUUUCUGUCUACAUUGUUCACAUUACGAGCUGCACUUUGAUAAUCAUUUCUGUGUUUAAGAAUUACAAAUUUCUCGUCUUUUCAUAUCUGAUAACGGUCAAUAUACGACUCAUCUAUUCUUCACUUACUUUUUUGUGGCAUAAUAUAAUGGACUCCUUUCACAGCCCACAUUGCAUAUUAGGAUAUUUGAUUUUUGCGUUCAGCUUUUACUUUUGGUUCUGUGCCUAUUCUUGGUACAAAGCUCUCGAAACCUCGUCAAGAAUUGAGCCAAGUGCAGCAACAGCAACGUCGCCCUAACGAUCCUACAACUUUUUUCAAAUACAGCAAGAAUUAAUUUGCUAAUAUUUUUAUUAUUUAACUUUCAUAUAAAUAAAUUU
Drosophila innubila is the source of this 474-nucleotide messenger RNA. RefSeq lists its product as uncharacterized. Bases 77 to 394 code for a protein of 105 amino acids. Lineage: Eukaryota; Metazoa; Arthropoda; Insecta; Diptera; Drosophilidae. The record is from RefSeq and is a predicted model, not a curated record. The transcript is spliced from 4 exons.